AUGGCGUCCCCAUCCCCAGGAAAGAAACGGAUGGACACUGAUGUCAUGAAACUGAUAGAAAGUCGUCACGAAGUUAAUCUAAUUGGAGACAGUCUCAACUGCUUCCAGGUAAAAUUCUGUGGCCCAAGUGACAGUCCAUACGAAGGCGGCGUCUGGAGAAUCCGCGUCGAGCUGCCCGAGAAAUAUCCUUUCAAGUCGCCAAGCAUCGGCUUCCUGAACAAAAUCUUUCAUCCGAAUAUCGAUUUGGGCUCGGGCUCCGUCUGUCUUGAUGUCAUAAAUCAAACGUGGACGCCUUUAUACGACCUAUCAAAUAUAUUCGACACAUUCCUGCCGCAACUGCUGAUGUACCCCAACCCUCACGACCCUUUAAACGGAGACGCUGCAGGAUUGUACCUGCACCAACCAGAAGAGUACAAAAAACGAGUCCGAGACUACGUAAGUCGGUACGCAAUGGAAAUGGGCGCCACAGGCGACGGAAACGGGGCGGGUGACGACGAUGAUGAUGAAUCUUCGAUAAAAAGAACCAAAAAUAUUGUCCAGAAAUCAGACGCGGGUUCGUCGAAGACAACCUAUCAAACCAACUUUACUAACUAUCAACAAUCAUAG
Messenger RNA from Oikopleura dioica, 606 nucleotides. The record is from the annotation of a GenBank genome assembly. NCBI's taxonomy places the organism in Eukaryota, Metazoa, Chordata, Appendicularia, Copelata, Oikopleuridae.